This is a messenger RNA of Hibiscus syriacus, 524 nucleotides long. RefSeq names its product sm-like protein LSM5. The transcript is spliced from 5 exons. The record is from RefSeq and is a predicted model, not a curated record. Lineage: Eukaryota; Viridiplantae; Streptophyta; Magnoliopsida; Malvales; Malvaceae. Gene Ontology annotation, biological process: mRNA splicing, via spliceosome. The coding region runs from base 58 to 321 and encodes 87 amino acids. Gene Ontology annotation, cellular component: U4/U6 x U5 tri-snRNP complex; U6 snRNP; Lsm1-7-Pat1 complex. Gene Ontology annotation, molecular function: RNA binding.
UUAUUUAUUGCUUAACAUUCCAAUUGAUCUCUAAGUGAGGAAACCUCUUAAAAAGCAAUGGCAAACAAUCCGUCGCAGCUUCUUCCGUCAGAGUUGAUAGACAGGUGCAUAGGGUCCAAAAUCUGGGUGAUAAUGAAAGGGGACAAGGAACUCGUGGGUACUCUAAGAGGCUUCGAUGUCUACGUCAAUAUGGUCCUCGAAGAUGUCACUGAAUAUGAGAUCACUGCUGAAGGAAGACGGAUCACAAAGCUUGAUCAAAUUUUACUUAAUGGAAACAACAUUGCCAUUUUGGUCCCGGGAGGCUCACCUGAUGUGGAAUAAGAGUGUAUGCUCCAUGUUUCUUUAAUGAUAUUAGUUCCAGGCUAUAUUCUGUUUUAAUGAGAAAUCUGGUGCCAAAAGAAAGCUCUUAUUAUUUAACUCAAUUCACUGUAAGGAUCUUGAAAUUUGGUAGGAAGUUUGCCACAGUUACUGUAAUGGUUAAUGAUUGAUUAUGUUGAUCAGAAAAUUUCAAAUGCUUUUAGUUC